GACUUCGCGCCGCAGCUGGCCCAGGUGGUGCCGCCCGCCGUCGAGGCGCUGCGCGCCGACGACGGCAGCGCCGCCGCCAGCACGAGCAGCCGCCAGCGCGGGGUGCGGACGGGCGUGCAGGAGGAGCGUGUCGCCGCCACGGAGGCGCUGGGAGCCUACGCCGCCGCCGUCGGCGCGCAGUUCGCGGCACACCUGCCAGCGGCGUUGCCAGCGCUCUGCGCGCAGGCGCAGCACGUCAGCCCGCAGGUGCGCGCGGCCGCCUCGGCGGCGCUCGCUCGCGUGGGCCGCCUGCUCGGCGCCGUGGCGGGGGGCCUCUCGGCCGGGGAUGCCGACAGGGCGGCCGCGGCGGCCAUGGCCCAGGCGGUGGCGAGGGCUGUUUGCACCACACUGGAGGAGCGCUUCUGCUCCGGCGCCGCCGCGGCCGUGCGCGGCGGCCUGCUGGCCAGGGAGGACCUCGUCGAGUGCCCCGCCUUCGCGGCGCUCGCGGGCCCCGAGGCCGUGGCGGCCCUCGCGGCCGCCGGCGCCGGGAGGUGUGCGGAGGACGUGGAGAGCUCGGACGACGAGGACGCUCUCGAGGAUGCCGAGGAUGGCCGGUAA
Prorocentrum cordatum is the source of this 597-nucleotide messenger RNA. Lineage: Eukaryota; Dinophyceae; Prorocentrales; Prorocentraceae. The record is from the annotation of a GenBank genome assembly.